GCGUUGACAAGGCGCCAUAAUUCUCGCAUGGUAGGAACCACCUACCUACCUAGGUAGUCAACAUGGCCGAUAUCUCGAUCAACGUGAGAGGUCACCUGAACUGGCUAUGGCAAUAUCAAAGCUUCCAUUGUCAUCGUCUAUGCUAGAGCGAGUCGAUGGCAGACGACGGUCGGCCACCGGGAUGGCCUUCGUCCAACUGAUAUUUCCGGCUGGUCCUGUCUUUGUGCUGGAUGAAGUUCAAGGACAGCACUUCGUGCUGCCUGGUGAUCCAACAGUCAAUGGAAACGACAAGACCGUGCUUCGAGGAAAGGGACGGUGCUGGGUACUUCCACUAUCUACCGACUCACCCGAGGAACGCGCCUGGCUGAUCGAGGCCGAAGGCAGCGACACACUCAUCUCUGCCCAGUACGGCGAGUCCCAGCUCCCGGAGACGGAGGCAGAGGCAGGAGACGCCAAACUGAAGGCAGUAGUCGCGGUUACGGUUCACGCCCAAAAUGCCGUGUUGACAUGGCACGCACCGCGGCCGCACGCAGACGUCCACGGCGCCGAGUACGUCCUCGACUUCCCCGGCGGGUCCGAGUUAGCCGACGCCUUGGCCGGCUUCUACUGGGGUACCAUGCUCCCAUGCGUCGUGGAGCGCACGCGCGCCGCCGCCUACCCGGACUGGUCCGGCUUCGUCAUCAGCACGCUUGCCGAUAAGUACGUCGGCACCUACCCGGACGUGGACCACGAGUUCCAGAUCAAGGGCCGCCUGGCCGCCGGCAGCGCCCUGGACCUGGACGUCGUGCGCCGCAUGAUGGAGCUGCAGCUACGCCUGAUGCGCGAAGACCCCUGCGGCCUCUGGCGCAAUCCCUGCGCCGUCCAGCCGUCCGGGGCGCGCGAGUACCACGUCCGGCGGAACAGCCUCGACGGGCGCGAGAACGCCGAGAUGUUUCUCGUCACGGGGAACGUGGAGGUGGUCGAGUCCGUGUGGCAGUACGUCGCUCGGACCAAGGACUUGGACUGGCUGCGUCUGCACCUGGCAGACCUCGAAGGGGCUAUUUCGUGUGUCGAGGGCUGCAUGGACCCGCGCGGUCGUCUGUGGUCCGACGUCUACUACGAAGGCCAGGUUAUCAAGGACGGGCGGGAGACGCUCGCCGCCGCCCUGGCCAUGCGCUCCUUUGAGCUGAUGGUCGAGCUGGAGCGGCUUUUAGAAAGAAGCGAGCAAGCUGAACGCUACGACAAACUCGCUUGUAAGCUCCGCGCCGCCAUCGCCAAGCCACUGCCCGUCGGGUACUGGGACGUGGAGCACUCGCGCUUCGUUGACUGGGUCGACCGGUCCGGCCUCGUCCACGACCACCUCCACCUGCUAGCCAACGAGCUGCCCGUGCUGUUCGGCGCCGCGUCGCCGGCGCAGGAGGCCGCCGUGCUCGACCUCCUUCGUAGGGAGGAGCGCGAGUACCAGCGCUUCCCCAGCUUCCUGGCCGCGCGCAUCGCCGACUACACGCCCGGCGAGAUCGGCGACGGCGGGCCCUACGACCUCUGCGCCGCCGGCCGCUACUGGUGCUGGGACGCCGCGUUCUGGGCGCGGCGCGGGCGCGGCGACGUGGUGAUCGCGCAGCUGCGCCGCGUCGCCGAGAUGGGACGGCCCGCCCUGGCACGGCGCCGCCCACUACUACGAGUACCCCUGCGUCUUCGCCUGGGUGUUGAUGGUCGAGUACCUGGGCGUACGGGCCGCGCUGGGCUCUGCGGAUCUGCGCAUUGCGCCGCGCGCCGCCGGGCCUUGCUCCGUGACGCUGAACCAGGAGGCUUAUCGGCUGCGGUACGAAUACUGUCCGGGCGGGCAGGAGGCAGGGGGGUCUGGCUCUCCAUAUUUCACGCUGCAGAACCUGGCAUCGGCCAGCCGGACGUUCGAGCUCGACCUCGACGCCCUUUUUCCGGAGGCGAGUAUAUUGCUGAUCCGGCAUGGGGAUACGAGCGAGGAAGGUGACUUGUUUGAGGGAGUCCCUGCCAUGGUUGGCCCUGCGGCUCAAUUCAGCGUGCAUCCUGCAUUAUGAGUGAUGUCUCUCAGCUAGCUGUAGUUGUUUGGGAAAAGCCGCAUAUGAGCACAUGAUAGCCUGUCGGGAUACGAUACACCUUGGAAGAUCGCAAAUGGAAAGGCACAAGAAGAAAGGUGAAGAUGACAUUCUCAGAAACCACGCAACUAUUUCAAUGCCGACCAUGCCAAGAUGUGGUAGUUACCGCAAGGUCCUGCUGCUCCAUUUUUCUUCCCGUAAAGUCUCAC
This is a messenger RNA of Gaeumannomyces tritici R3-111a-1, 2263 nucleotides long. RefSeq lists its product as hypothetical. The transcript has a single exon. The coding region runs from base 107 to 1969 and encodes 620 amino acids. Lineage: Eukaryota; Fungi; Ascomycota; Sordariomycetes; Magnaporthales; Magnaporthaceae. The record is from RefSeq and is a predicted model, not a curated record. Gene Ontology annotation, biological process: carbohydrate metabolic process.